GCUUCCUGAUUGGCUGCCGGGCUCCGCCAAUCAGCGCGCGCGGCGUUCCCGCCGUUGCUGUGGGGACGGCGCGGCCGCCGGAGGGGGCGGAGCGGCCCUGAUGGGGAUCCAUGCAAAUUUAUGUAAAUGAGCGGCGGGAGCGCCGCCCUGAAUAUUCAUGAGGCGCUGAGGGAGGCCGCAGAACCACCCGGGUGUCGGCCCCGCCCGGCCGGCCAUGCCCGGGGCCGCGGUGUCGCCGGUGUCGCCGGUGUCGCGCGCGGCGCUGCCGCUGUUCCCGGCGCUGCCGGCGGGGCUGCUGUGCCUGCCGGGGCUGCUCUUCUUCCCGGGGCUCUUCCUGCUGGCCCGCCGCGCGCUGGCCUCCAUCGCCGGCUGUCCCCAGAGCCGCGCCACCGUGCUGGCCGCCAGGCUGGUGUCCUCGGUGCAGGCCGUGAUGGCCUCCACGGCCGGGUACAUCAUCUCCAGCUCCUGCCAGCACGUCAUCGAUGACCAGCACUGGCUGGCCGCCGCCUACCCGCCCUUCGCCGUGCCCUACUUCGUGUACGACGUGUACGCCAUGUACCUGUGCCACCUGCAGCGCGCCCAGGUGAAGGGGCACGGGCAGGGCGGCCCCGCCCCGCGCGCCGCCGCCGCCUUCCUGCGCCAGGAGCUGCUCAUGGUGCUGCACCACGCGGCCAUGGUGCUCGUCUGCUUCCCCGUGGCCACCCUGUGGCGGCAGGGCAAGGGCGACUUCUUCCUGGGCUGUCUCCUGAUGGCCGAGCUGAGCACGCCCUUCGUGUGCCUGGGCAAGGUCCUCAUCCUGCUGCGGCGGCAGCACACGGCGCUGCACAAGCUCAACGGGCUGGCGCUGCUGGUGACCUUCCUGGGCUGCCGCGUGCUGCUCUUCCCCUACCUGUACUGGGCCUACGGGCGGCAGCGCGGGCUGGCGCUGCUGCGCGUGCCGGCCGCGCUGCCCCCGGCCUACAACGCCGCCGCCGCCGCGCUGGCGGCGCCGCAGCUCUACUGGUUCGGCCUCAUCUGCCGCGGCGCCUGGCGGCUCUUCCGGCCCGCGGGGACCCCGCCCCGGCCGCCCUGAGGGGACGAGCCCGGGGACAAGACGGGGAGAACCCGGGGACGGCCCCGGGGCGGCCCAGGGAGAAGCCAGGACAACCCCAGGAUGACCCAGGACAACCCAGGGAGAAGCCAGGACAACCCAGGGAGAUCCCAGGACAACCCCAGGACAACCCGGGGAGAACCCAGGACAACCCCAGGAUGAUCCAGGACAACCCAGGAGAUCCCAGGAGAACCCAGGACAACCCCAGGAUGACCCAGGACAACCCCAGGACAACCCAGGAGAUCCCAGGACAACCCAGGGAGAUCCCAGGACAUCCCAGGGAGAUACCAGGACAAUCCGGGGAGAAGCCAGGGAGAUCCCAGGACAACCCGGGGAGAUCCCAGGACAUCCCAGGGAGAUCCCAGGACAACCCCAGGAUGACCCAGGACAACCCAGAACAUCCCAGGACAACCCAGGACAACCCAGGACAACCCAGGGAGAUCCCAGGACAACCCGGGGAUGACCCAGGACAUCCCAGGACAUCCCAGGACAACCUGGGAUGACCCAGGAUAACCCAGGGAGAGCCCAGAACAACCCGGGGACGACCCAGGACAACCCAGGACAACCCGGGAUGACCCAGGACAACCCAGGACAACCCGGGAUGACCCAGGACAACCCGGGCAGAACCCAGAACAAUCCGGGAACAACCCAGGACAAUCCAGGACAGCCCAGGGCAACCCAGGGAGGACCUGGGGACAACCCAGGGGCAACCCGGGGAGAACCUGGGGAGAACCCAGGACAACCCAGGACAACCUGGGGAGAACCUGGGACAACCCGGGGACAACCUGGGGAGAACCUGGGACAACCUGGGCCAACCUGGGGACAACUUGGGAGAACCUGGGACAACCCAGGACAACCUGGGGACAACCUGGGGGGACCUGGGGACAGCCUGGGGACAACUUGGGGAGAACCUGGGACAACCUGGGACAACCCGGGGACAACCUGGGGAGAACCCAGGACAACCCAGGACAACCUGGGGAGGACCCGGAGACAACCUGGGGACAACCUGGGACAACCUGGGGGGACCUGGGGACAACCUGGGGAGAACCUGGGACAACCCAGGACAACCUGGGGACAACCUGGGACAACCUGGGGGGACCUGGGGACAACCUGGGACAACCCAGGACAACCUGGGGACAACCUGGGACAACCUGGGGACAAUCUGGGGAGAACCUGGGGACAACCUGGGGAGAACCUGGGACAGCCUGGGGACACCUGGGGGGACCUGGGACAACCUGGGACAACCUGGGGAGGACCUGGUGGGACCCGGAGCCCUGGGGGAGGGGGUGGGGCGGGCCGGGGUGGCCUGGAGGGUCUCGGGGGUGUCCUGAGGGGUCCUGGGGUGGCUGCGGGACACCCUGAAGGGGACAGCCUGCGGUGGCUUUGGGACAUCUUGAAGGGGACAGCCUGUGGGACAUCCAUGGGACACCUGGGGCGGCUCUGGGACAUCCCUGGGACACCCCGGGUGGCUUUGGGACAUCCCUGGGACACUUUGGGGCACCCAGGAGUGGCUUUGGGACGUCUCUGGGUCGCCCCGGGUGGUUUUGGGUCACCCUGGGACACUUUGGGACACCCCCGGGUGGCUCUGGGACACCCAUGGGACACCCAUGGGACAUCUGCGGUGGCUUUGGGACAUUUCUGGGACACCCCGGGUGACUCUGGGACACCCAUGGGACACCCUGGGGUGGCUCUGGGACAGCCGCGGGGUGGCGUUGGGUGAUCUUGGGACACCCGUGGGACACUUUGGGACAUCCCUGGGACACCCCGGGGUGGCUUUGGGACAUCCCUGGGACACCUUGGGACACCUUGGGACACCCUGAAGGGGACACCCUGCAGUGGCUCUGUGACAUCCGUGGGACACUUUGGGACACCCAUGGGACACCCCUGGUGGCUCUGGGACACCCAUGGGACACUUUGGGACACCCCGGGUGGCUUUGGGACGUCUCUGGGACACCCCGGGUGGUUUUGAGACACCCUGGGAAACCCUGGGACACCCCGGGGUGGCUCUGGGACACCCAUGGGACACUUUGGGACACCCUGGGGUGGCUCUGGGACAUCCCUGGGACACCCUGGGACACCCGGGUGGCUUUGGGACAUUUCUGGGACACUUUGGGAUGCCCCGGUGGCUUUGGGACGUCUCUGGGACACCCCGGGUGGUUUUGGGACACCCUGGGACACAUUGGGGCAUCCCUGGGACACCCAUGGGACACCCUGGGAUGGCUCUGGGACAUCCCUGGGACACCCAUGGGACACCUUGGGACACCCCCGGGUGGCUUUGGGACACCCAUGGGACACUUUGGGACACCCCCGGGUGGCUUUGGGACACCCAUGGGACACCCAGAAGGGGACACCCUGCGGUGGCUCUGGGACAUCCAUGGGACACCUGGGGCAGCUCUGGGACACCUAUGGGACACCCCUGGGACACCUGGGGUGGCUUUGGGACAUCCCUGGGACACUUUGGGACAUCCCCGGGGUGGCUCUGGGACAUCGGCAGGGUGGCGUUGGGCGAUCCUGGGACACCCAUGGGACACGCUGGGGUGGCUUUGGGACAUCCCUGGGACACCCUGGGACACCCCUGGUGGCUCUGGGACACCCAUGGGACACCUCUGGGGUGGCUUUGGGACAUCCCUGGGACACUGUGGGGUGGCUUUGGGACAGCUGUGAGACAUCCCUGGGACAUCUGUGGUGGCUUUGGGACAUCCCUGGGACACCCCUGGGACACCCUGGGGUGGCUUUGGGACACCCUGGGACACUUUGGGACACCCCGGGUGGCUCUGGGACACCCCUGGGACACCCAUGGGACAUCUGUGGUGGCUUUGGGACAUCCCUGGGACACUUUGGGACACCUUGGGACACCCCAGGUGGCUCUGGGACGUCUCUGGGACACCCGGGGUGGCUUUGGGACACCCCGGGGUGGCUUUGGAUGAUCUUGGGACACCUUUGGACACCCUGGGGUGGCUCUGGGACGUCUCUGGGACACCCCCGGCUGGUUUUGGGACAUCCCUGGGACACCCUGGGACACGCCGGGGUGGCUUUGGGACACCUGUGAGACAUCCCUGGGACAUUUGCGGUGGCUUUGGGACAUCCCUGGGACACCCCUGGGACACCCUGAAGGGGACACCCUGCAGUGGCUCUGGGACAUCCGUGGGACACUUUGGGACACCCAUGGGACACCUCUGGUGGCUUUGGGUGAUCUUGGGACACCCAUGGGACACUUUGUGACAUCCCUGGGACAUCUGCGGUGGCUUUGGGACAUCCCUGGGACACCCCGGGGUGGCUUUGGGUGAUCUUGGGACACUUUGGGACACCCAUGGGACACUUUGGGACACCUGGGGUGGCUCUGGGACAUUCCUGGGACACUGUGGGACACCCGGGUGGCUCUGGGGUCCCCGUGGGUUUUUUGGGUCCCUUUGGGGUUUUUUUGGGUCCCUUUGGGGUUUUUUUGGGUCCCUUUGGGUUUUUUUGGGUCCCUUUGGGGUUUUUUUGGGUCCCUUUGGGUUUUUUUGGGUCCCUUUGGGGUUUUUUUGGGUCCCUUUGGGUUUUUUUGGGUCCCUUUGGGGUUUUUUUGGGUCCCUUUGGGUUUUUUUGGGUCCCUUUGGGGGUUUUUUGGGUCCCCCCGCCCCUCCCCCAUUAAAGGCUGCGGCACUUCCGGC
Molecule: messenger RNA, 4743 nt
Organism: Vidua chalybeata
Lineage: Eukaryota; Metazoa; Chordata; Aves; Passeriformes; Viduidae
Gene: TLCD3B
Product: TLC domain containing 3B
Exons: 6
Coding region: 215-1072 (285 amino acids)
Biological process (GO): ceramide biosynthetic process; lipid homeostasis
Cellular component (GO): membrane; endoplasmic reticulum
Molecular function (GO): sphingosine N-acyltransferase activity
Source: RefSeq, a predicted model, not a curated record